AAAUGAGUAAGGAUGGCGAUAAUGUGCUCAAUUUUGAAAAGGCAAUGUCACAAUUUUCUGCCAUGUUUCCAGACUUGGAUAAUAAAUUGAUUGAAUCAGUUCUGAGAACAAAUGAUGGAAAUGUUGAAGAAACUAUAGAAAAAUUGUUAGAAUUAAGUUGUACAACAGCCAGUACUUCUGGUAGUGAUAAAAUCUCAAAGGGCAAUGAAAUUAAAAAUGAGCCAAGCAGAGCUGAACACGGACAACCAUCAAGUAGAGACCCCUGUGCAGAUGACGAAAAAAUUGCCUUGUUAAUUCAAAAUCGAGAAUUUCUGAGUUAUCUUCGACAUGACCCCAACUUUCAAAAAGCAAUUAUUGGAAGACACCAAGCUUCUGCCAAAAAUGCCCACCAUUACCCACUUCCACAUGGCUCCCCUGUUUUGCUUUCUUCCUCAAAAUCGUUACUUUCCCCAAACAACCAUCUUUUUAAUAGAAAAGGAGGAAGAGAAUGGGGGAAUAAAUAUUCGGAUAGGUCAACAACAACAAUCAAGAAAGUUGACGAAUUGAAGCCAGCUAUACCUGAAGGGCCUUUGAUUGAAUAUUUAAAUGCUGGAGAGUCUAAAUGGUCAGAAAAAAUAAAAUCCAAAUUGGCCAAAAAAGCGCCUGAUGGAAGUGAACAAUUACCAGAAUCUCCUUUAGUUAGCUAUUCUGACGAGCAAAUGCAAAAAGGAAUUCAAGGAAUUUUAACGAGGGGAGGGCACAAAUUAAUUGAGAGUUUGGCCAGGAAAUUUAAUAAUAAUACAAAUUAUAAAUAA
This is a messenger RNA of Meloidogyne enterolobii, 794 nucleotides long. NCBI's taxonomy places the organism in Eukaryota, Metazoa, Nematoda, Chromadorea, Rhabditida, Meloidogynidae. The record is from the annotation of a GenBank genome assembly.